This is a messenger RNA of Closterium sp. NIES-67, 4252 nucleotides long. The record is from the annotation of a GenBank genome assembly. NCBI's taxonomy places the organism in Eukaryota, Viridiplantae, Streptophyta, Zygnematophyceae, Desmidiales, Closteriaceae.
GAGCAUAAACUUUUGCGAUAGAUUUCCCACUCAGCGAGUCCUGCUCACCAGGUCCCGCGCUCCUCGCCGAAUUCUGCGCGAUCCCGCCGACGGCAGAAGCUUUCGCCUCGCCUCAUGUCACCACGACGCCAAACUGAAACGUUUUCUGCGCCAUGCCUCCUAGUUUUCUGAGACGUCUUUAGAAUCCUAGCUUCUUCCGCGGUCAUCCCGCUGACGGGAGAUCUCACCUCGCCUCCCGCCUUUCUUCCUGCGCUAUCCACAAGGAGCGGGUCUCGCGUCGCCUCAUGCCGCCAUGGCGGCCGUCCUUUGCGGCGCUCGUGCGGCCCUCUGUUCACCUGCUGCUGCUGCUCGUCUGCCUCUCGCAGGCGUACUUCCUCUGGUCGGGGAUCAGCUUCGGCUCCUACACAAGUGCCGCCCAUCCUCGUGCAGGCGACUGCGACAUGCAAUGGCAAGGGCUGUCAUCGCAACAGGUGUCGCUGCGUGAUUCGCCGGGGAGAGCAUUAGGCGUGGACGAAUCAGUGAUGCCGGCAGCAGGUGAAGCGGGCAGCACAGGGGUUCGCACAGAAUCUCUCUCAGCGAAUGGUGCAGCCGGGCUGAUUCGUUUGGAGCGUGUCCUUAAAACGAGGAUAGCUACAGUGGAUGCCAUGCUGAAGAGCUUACAGCAAGAGAAGGCUGAAAUGCGACAGGGGAGGGAAGCAGUGGAGGAAAGGGGGAAGGAAGACAGGGCGCAGGGGAAAGGCGAGCGGGGCGGAGAGGAGGAAGAGGAUGAUGAUUUGCUGUCGUGGGUUGAUGCUGCUGCUGGUGGCGGCAGUGGCAGUGGAGGAGGGGAUGGGAAGGAAUUGGUGGUGGAGGGAGAUGAGGCGAAACUUGAUGAUGAGGAGAAGGCGAAUGAGAGGGAAAAGGUAGCCAACUCCACUCUUCUCUCUUCCCCGCCCACCUCCCUCCCUCCCCACCUCUCCCUCCUCCUCUCCCACCUCACUCCCUCCCACCUGCCCCCAGUCUGCCGCACCAACCCCAUAACCCACUCCCUCUCCCCCAUCACCUCCUCUCUCUUCCCCCCUCCCCCUCGCCUUAUCCCCUGGACCCCGCACCCCCACCGCUACCUUCUUGCAACCUGCUCCUAUGGCCGCACGUCCAACCACCUGCUGUGCAUAAGAAGGUACCUUGCCUUCGCUGCCCUGCUCAACCGCUCCCUGCUGCUGCCAGUAGUGCCGCGUGCUGCUGCUGCCUCUGGUGCUGCUUGGCACAAGGGGUCCUCCUGGUUCAAAGGUGAUCCGAGGCAGGGGAGCAGGGUGGCCUUAGGCUCUGCCGCUGCUGGCUCCUCCUCCUCCGUCUCCUCUUCCUCCUCCUCGCGCAAUUCUUUUCUCUUCAGCACCACUCCCCACACCACUCCCCACACCCUCCCCCACACCUCUGUGAGCGGCCUCCCUCGUUCCCCUUCCAGCGCCACUCGCAGGCGGCUCAUGGCCAGAUCUCUCAGGCGCCACAAAAGUACCAUCUCCAAUUCCUCUGUGAGCGGGCUUCCUCGUUUUAGUUCCCGCGUCACUCGCAGGUGGCCCAUGGGAGGCCAGGGAGGGGCGAGAAGACUGCUUCCUGAUGCAGGGGGUGGGAGUUGGAGGAGACUAGGAGCAGCGUCACGAGCUGCAUUAGGUGUACGUGAGGGGAGAGACCAAGGGGUAGACGUGGACGUGAGAGGGGCGAGGGGGCUGCUUCCUGAUGCAGGGGCCAGUGGGAGUCGGAAGAUAUCAAGAGCAGCAGGGGGAUCAUCAGCAGCAUCAUCAUCAUCAGCAUCAUCAUCAGCAUCAUCAUCAGCAGCAUCAUCAGCAGCAGCAUCAUCAGCAGCAUCAUCAGCAGCAUCAGCAGCAUCAUCAUCAGCAUCAUCAUCAGCAGCAUCAUCAGCAUCAUCAUCAGCAGCAUCAUCAGCAUCAUCAUCAGCAUCAUCAUCAGCAUCAUCAUCAGCAUCAUCAUCAGCAUCAUCAUCAGCAGCAUCAUCAUCAUCAGCAUCAUCAUCAGCAUCAUCAUCAGCAGCAUCAUCAUCAGCAGCAUCAUCAUCAUCAGCAUCAUCAUCAGCAUCAUCAUCAGCAGCAUCAUCAGCAGCAUCAUCAUCAGCAUUAGGUGUACAUGAGUGGAGGGACCUAGGAAUAGCCGUGGACGUGGGAGGGGCGAGGGGACUGCUUUCUGGGGCAGGGGCCAGUGGGAUUCGGAGGAGACUAGCAGCAGCAGGCGUGUCAGCAGCAGCAGCAGCAGGGGCACCCGAGUGGAUGGACCUAGGGGUAGCUCUAGACGUGGCAGCCCUGCAGCAGUGCGUGGGGCAAGGGAGGGUGGUGACUGUGGACGAGUAUCUCAGAGGGAAGGGCAGUGGGAGAGGGGGAGAGGAGGGGUGGCUGGCAAGAUUGGGGGGGAUGGGGAGCAGGAGUGGGGGGUGGUGGAAGCAGAAGGGGAGGAUGAGGGGAAGGGUGGGGAGGGUGGAGGUGCGGAUGUGGUGGUGGUGGCAUGGCGGCGAAUCCGUGCUCGCCACGUGUCAGCGGUUCAUUCGUGUGGCUCCAUGGGCGAAACUGUUACCGCAUGAUAGUACGGAUGGUGCCACACAUGGGGAUUCUACAGGCGGUGACACUGAUGCUGGUGCUAAUAAUAGUGAUACCAACGAUGGUGCUACUAACGAUGGUGCUACUAACGAUGGUCGUAGUAACGGUGACAGUGUUGAUAGUGGGAUCAGCAGCAACGACCCCGCUCAUCUCGCCCGCAUGUGCGCAUCGCCCCCCAUCCCUGCCACCAACGCCUCCCUCCGCCAGUUCCUUGCCUUCUUUGCCCGCCGCACAGAGCCGGUCAUAGGGCUGGGAGACGUGUUCGAGGUGAGGGGGAGGGUGGAUGAAAGGGAGAUGGAGGAGAGUGUUUCACAGGGACCUUCAGGGAAGCUGUUGGAGGAGGAAGAAGGAAGCCGCUUCAGCACAGAGAAACUGCUGGAAGGCCAUGCUAGCUCCGAUGAAUCGCCUGGUCUGUACAACGGUGUCAACCGUGCUCUCCCCUUAGUGAGAGGCGCUCACGCAAACUCGCGAGCAGAGAAGAUGCUUCAAGCCCAUGCUAGUUCUGACGGUCUACCCGGUCUCUACGAUGGCCUUAACGGUGCCGUCCCCGUUCUGCCGCCCUGCCGCCUCGCCAUGCGCCCGCACCCCGCUGUCCUCUCCGCCGCCCAUGCCUUCGCGCGGCAUGUGCUCGGCACACGCUUUGCCGCCCUGCACCUGAGGCGGACGGAUUUCGAAUCUCACUGUUCGAGACCGAACUUCCGCUGCUGGCUGCCGCUCUCCCAGAUAGCCAGAUGCUUGGCUGAUCGGAUCAAUGCGCUCAAUGCUGCUGCUGCUGCUGCUGCUGCUGCAGGAAAGGAGGGGGUCGAGAGGAGAGCAGCUGGGGGUGGUGCAGAUGGCGGUGCUGGCAGUGGAAGUGGUGGCAGUGGGAGCUGGCUGCAGCAGCAUCAAGUGCGGACGCUGUUCAUUGCCACAGACACCUCAGACCGGGAGCUCCACUGGUUCUCUCAAAUGCUCAAGUGCCUGGUGUGGGGCGAAGUACUCACAGCACAGUACCCUCGCUCUAAAUCAGCCGCGCCAGGAGCAGCAGAGCAGCAGGCAGCGGGCAUGCUGACUCACGGCAGCAGGAGAAACACCACGGAAAAUAUUGAUACGUGUCCGCUUUUGAAUGGACUGAAAAGCAAAGAUACGACACGAGCCCAUACACAGGAGCUCCUCUGGUUCUCCCAAAUGGUGAAGUCCCUGGUGUGGGGCGAACUGCUCAUAGUCCAGUACCCGCACGCCAAGUCGGCCACGCCAGGGGUGGCAGAGCUGCAGGCAGCGGGCAUCUUGACCCACGGCAGCACGAGAAGCACGGUCGAGAAGAUGAUCUGCGUCUAUGCGCACGUGUUCUGGGGCACGCCCCGGUCUACUUUCAGCAAGGAUGUGAUGAGAAUGAGGGGGGCAUUAGGGCUGGCGCACUGUGGGGAUGACUUUGUGUGCGGGGAGGAGGUGACUGAGGACGAGAGGUUGGGAGAGAUCAGGAGGAGAAUGAAUGCUUGAGUAGUCUGCUUCCCACAUGGGCAAUCCUCACAUAAGACUGGCCUUCCGACCAGGGUCCUCCCUUAGCAGACAAAAUCCGCAUAUUGAAUUUUAGUUCUUCCUGAUUUUCCAGGAACUAUGUGUCAAACAUAUUUGUAUAUGUUAUAAUAGGCUAGAUAGGUGCAUGCUCUUAAAGGGUUCAACCACUU